AUCCGAUCGCAUUGCAUCGCACCGCAUCGCAUCGCAUCGCACCGUAUCGCACCGUCCCGCCUCGCCCCCGAGCCCCUGCACAAUAUCCUGCAAUUCAUCUGAAGCCAUGUCCGACGACGCUGUUGCGCUUUUUCAGGCCAUCGGUCUCUCUGAGCAGAAGGCAAAGGAGACGGCUGCCAACAAGAAGCUCUCUCCGAACCUGGUUCUGGUCAUCAAGGAGGGCGGCGCAGAGACUGGAGUCGAAAAGUCGGUUGGAGCUCUCUACUACAACCUCGCAUCGACGGUCACCAAAAAUGCCGUUGCCCAUCUCCCGUACCUUGCCCGAGCCGUGCGGGACGCUCGUCUGACCACCAACGAUCAGGUCUCAGCGGCCAUCAAGUUUGCCGAAGCCGCCAAGGGAGAUAUCGACGACGGCGAGUUCGAUGCCGCCUGUGGCGUGGGUAUCGUCGUUACCCAGCAGGAGAUUGUUGAGACCGUCACCAAGUUUAUUGAAGAGCGACGAGAAGAGCUCGAGCAGAAGCGGUACCAGAUGCUCGGCUCUCUGAUCAGCGGUCUGCGUCAGACGCCCGAACUCCGAUGGGCCAGCUCGGUUGCCGUGAAGGAGGAGAUUGACAAGCAAGUGCUCCAGAUUCUGGGUCCGAAGGACGAGCGCGACGACCCCAAGGCCAAGAAAAAGGCCGAGAAGAAAGACGUCAAAGCCCCUGCUGCGGCAACCAAAGAGAAGCAGGCCAAGACCGAGACCGCCGCCGCCGCGUCCAAGGAAGGCCGGGUUGCCGAGGCGGCCAAGAGCCUCAAGUACGUCUUCGAGGGCGAGCUUGCGCGCCUGCACAAGCCCGGAGGCAAUCCCCAGAUCCAUCCCAAGCUGAUGGAGGAGCAUCUCAAGCGCACGGGCGGCAAGGUUGUGACCCGAUUCCCUCCCGAGCCCAACGGAUUCCUGCACAUUGGUCACGCCAAGGCCAUCAACAUCAACUUUGGGUAUGCCCUUGCCCACGAAGGCAUCACCAACCUUCGCUACGACGACACCAAUCCCGAGGCCGAGGAGGAGAAAUACUUUGUGUCGAUCCUGGAGACCAUCAAGUGGCUUGGCUUUGAGCCCAGUGCGAUCACAUAUUCGUCCGACCACUUCCAGCGGCUGUACGAUCUGGCUGUCGAGCUGAUUAAGCGCGACAAGGCUUACGUCUGCCACUGCACUGGCGAAGAGAUCCACGCGAUGCGCGAGGCCAAUCCCCGCAUCGAAUGCGCGCAUCGCAGCCGCCCCGUUGACGAGUCGGUCCGCGAGUUUGUCAAGAUGAAGGAGGGCCGCUAUGGCGAGGGCGAGGCGAUCUUGCGCAUGAAGAUGGACAUGCAGAACCCUAACCCCCAGUUCUGGGACCUGGUCGCUUACCGUGUGAUGUUCACCCCGCACCACCGCACCGGCAACGCGUGGUGCGUCUAUCCGACCUACGACUACACACACUGUCUGUGCGACUCGUUUGAGGAUAUCACCCAUUCGCUCUGCACGGUCGAGUUCCAGCUGUCGCGCGAGUCAUACUACUGGCUCGUUGACGCCCUGGAGCUGUACAAGCCCGUGCAGUGGGAGUACGGUCGACUCAACAUCACCAACACGGUGCUGUCCAAGCGCAAGAUCACCAAGCUUGUGGACGAAGGCAUCGUCGGCGGCUGGGACGACCCGCGCCUGUACACACUCCCUGGUCUGCGCCGCCGAGGCUUCCCGGCCACAGCCAUCAACGCCUUUGUGCGCGAGCUGGGCGUGACGACUUCAAACACAGUCAUCCCUGUCGAGCGCCUCGAGAACUAUGUGCGCGAUCACCUCAACGAUGUGGCCCCGCGUCUCAUGGUGUUGCUGGAGCCCCUCAAGAUCACGCUGACCAACCUGAGCGACGACUACCUUGAGGAAGUGACCGUGGCCAACAAGCCCCGCGACGAGUCCAUGGGCUCGCACACCGUCCCAUUCUCCAAGACAGUUUACAUUGACGCCUCGGAUUUCCGCGAGCAAGACGAUCCCAACUUUUACCGCCUGGCGCCGGGCAAGUCCGUGGGCCUGCUGAACGUGCCCUUCCCGAUCACGGCCAACAAGGUGGUCAAGGACUCGAGUGGCCGGAUCGUGGAGAUUCUCGCAACAUACGAGAACAGCAAGGCCGACUUCAAGAAGCCCAAGACCUACAUCCACUGGGUGGGCGAGUCCAAGAAGCACAACAGUCCCGUCAAGGUCCAGGUGAACCUGUACAGCAACCUGUUCAAGCACUCGAACCCCGCCGACAACCCCGACGGCUGGCUGGCCGACAUCAACCCAGACUCGCUCAGCGUCAUCCCCGAGGCAUACGCCGAGAUCGGCAUCCGCGGCGCCCGCAUUGAGGACUCGUUCCAGUUUGUGCGUGUGGGCUACUUUAGCGUCGACCCCGAUUCGGACGUGAAGAAGGGGCGAUAUGUUGUCAACCGAACGGUUGGCCUGAAGGAAGAUGCCAAGAAGAACUAGUGAUGCUGCACUUGAGUGUAGACUAUGGCGGCUCUGACUGGAAUUUGAAUAUGAUUGUCGGGACGCGGUUUUACAGAACCCAUGAUCGGCAGCACAUUUGCCACGGGGGUGUAGAUAGGGCGUUUGAGGGAUGAGAUCGGGGCCGUGUAGCCUUGGGUGCGAUGUGCACUGAUGGAAAUGGCGGGCUUUGUGGACGAGCACUGCGACUCUGGGGACUGGCCGCUGCGAACGAUGGCAGAAACUGAAUGUAUUCACGAUCGAUCCAGACAGAG
This is a messenger RNA of Polychytrium aggregatum, 2748 nucleotides long. RefSeq names its product tRNA synthetases class I, catalytic domain-containing protein. Lineage: Eukaryota; Fungi; Chytridiomycota; Chytridiomycetes; Polychytriales. Gene Ontology annotation, biological process: translation; glutaminyl-tRNA aminoacylation. The transcript has 5 exons. Gene Ontology annotation, cellular component: cytoplasm; cytosol. Gene Ontology annotation, molecular function: glutamine-tRNA ligase activity; ATP binding. Bases 107 to 2476 code for a protein of 789 amino acids. The record is from RefSeq and is a predicted model, not a curated record.